This is a messenger RNA of Amphimedon queenslandica, 672 nucleotides long. Its product is annotated as rab-like protein 6. NCBI's taxonomy places the organism in Eukaryota, Metazoa, Porifera, Demospongiae, Haplosclerida, Niphatidae. The annotation marks the transcript as partial. Gene Ontology annotation, molecular function: GTPase activity; GTP binding. The transcript is spliced from 10 exons. The record is from RefSeq and is a predicted model, not a curated record. Gene Ontology annotation, cellular component: cytosol; nucleus.
CAGAGGAAGUUUUCCAAAGGGAUACAGUACAACAUGAAAGUUUUGAUCCGUGGUGAUCGUAAUACGGGGAAGUCUUGUCUAUUUAGACGGAUGCAGGGAAAGCCGUUUACCGAGUCGUACAUACCGACCAAUGAGAUUCAAGUUGGGCACAUACAGUGGACAUAUCCAUGUACAAACGACAUGGUAAAGGUUGAAAUAUGGGAUGUCGUUGAUCAAGGUCGAUCUACAAAAAAAGGAAAAGACGUUCCAUUAAAAUUAAGCAAUGAAGCUGAUGCAUCUCAGGACAUGGCACUUGAUGCUAGUUUUCUUGACGUCUAUAAAGGAGCUCACUGCGUUGUUUUAAUGUAUGACAUCACUAAACAAUGGACCUGGCAAUACAUUGAGAGAGAAUUACAACACAUUCCGCUACAUUUGCCGAUUGUCGUUAUCGGUAACUACUUAGAUAUGAGAGAGCAUCGAUCAGUUUCAAUGGAGGAUGCUGAAUUUUACGUUACUCAUUUGAACAGGCCGGAGGGAGCUGCUGAUAUAAGAUACGCUGAGAGUUGUAUGAAGAAUGGCUAUGGUCUUAGAUAUUUACACAAAUUUCUAAGCAUCCCUUUUCUUCAACUGCAACAAGAGACACUACUUCAUCAAUUAAAGACAAACCGAGAACAGAUAAUGCUUGUGAGUGAA